Messenger RNA from Onychostoma macrolepis, 1972 nucleotides. RefSeq names its product TATA box binding protein (TBP)-associated factor, RNA polymerase I, A (gene taf1a). The transcript has 12 exons. The coding region runs from base 331 to 1686 and encodes 451 amino acids. Gene Ontology annotation, cellular component: RNA polymerase I transcription regulator complex. Gene Ontology annotation, biological process: transcription by RNA polymerase I. Lineage: Eukaryota; Metazoa; Chordata; Actinopteri; Cypriniformes; Cyprinidae. The record is from RefSeq and is a predicted model, not a curated record.
ACUCCGUUUAAAUGAGACAAUUUAGAUCCAUAAUGGACUUAACUCACUGGGAUUGCUAUGAGAGCUGGAUGAGAAGGGCUCAAAAUACAGCACUAUGUCAUUAUCACACAACUACUGCAUGGAUAUUAUACUGAUCUACUGCACGAAUGAUGGACUGCAAGCAGUUUAAGUCGUUAUAAAUCAUAGAGUUCAAUCCUGAAGGCAGUGAUCGAGUCUAGAGAGUGGAAACACUUACUUCCUGAAGUCUGGACAGGAUGAAGACAAAAAAGGCUGUGUUUUCUAUCUCAGCUGGUGGAGAGAGGAAAUCAAGUAUCCGUGAAGCAGCGCAAUAUGGAUGAUAUAGAAACUGAACUCAAUAUCGCAGCAGCGGCCGCGGAUUCUCGGGAGGAUGAGGGCAGAAAUCACGUACCGAUUAAACCGGCCGUUCUUCUCCACCAGUCUCAUCCAGACCCCAGAGGUUUGUUCACAGCGGCCGACUUCCUCAAGUCCAACAGAAAGUGUCUCAAUCUGAUCAGAGAAGCGAUGCUGAGGCAUAACUGGCAGGAGGCUGCAUGCUAUUUUAGCUCUUACAUUCAGACACUGGAGGUUCAAACUCUUUCCCAAGUUUUCCCAGCUUCUGAGAUCACGUGGCGUUUAGGCACAGAAAUUCUGCAUCAUGUUCCCAAUUCCAGCAUUGACGAUUUCAACGCUUUUUAUGAACAAUUGAAAAACUUUGGCGUCCGAAACUACUCAAAGAUCUGUUUGGAGCAUUGCUUUCAUCUCCUGCUGAACAAGCAGAUGGAUGAAGCCAAGCGGCAGCUGUCCAUCGCAGACAGCUGGAGAUACGGCAAGCAGUCGACUGCUCAGUCCCUGAUGAAAAAGCUCAUCCGCGCCUACUGUGGUUAUCUAGAUUACCUGAUCUGGAGUGAGAAGAAGCCCUCUGCGCCUGAUAGUGAGGAGGCGGGCAACAACCAUGAGAUGCGCACCUAUUUCAGACAAGCUUCUGUGACGCUGAAGGAUAUCGUCAGUCAGCCCGGAGUCUGGGAUCCUUUCGUGUUGAGUUACAUUCAUAUGCUGGAGUUUUACGAAGAUGAGGAGGCUGCUCUUCAGGUUCUGGAGAAUUAUGCUUACAACAAGGAGUUCCCGCUGAACCCCAACGCUCACGUGUAUCUGUACCAGUUCCUCAAGAGACACCAAGCCCCACAAGCCAAACUCAUCGGUUCAUUAAGGAUCCUGCACUCUUUAGUCCCGAGUCACGAGCUGAUGCUGGAGCUGUGCUCGCUCCUGAUGCACACCAAGCAAAAGAGCGAUCGAGAAGAAGCUCUCGCCGUUUCCAUGGACCUUCUGGAGUUUUCCAGCUGGAAAUGUGACAUGAAGGCUUGGAAGUGUCUUCUGGAAAUAAUGAAUAAACUCAAAAAGAAAAAGUGCAUGGACGCUGUGAAGAAGGAGUGGGACGUCAGGAGAUCGCUCUGGCUUUCCUUACACUACAGAUCCUACAACGGCAGGAAGGACUCGCGCGAGAACGUCCAGCUUCUGAUGGUCAAGAGGGACGUUUUGAGGAUUACGGAUGAAAACAACAGAGAGUACUUCAGAAUCGCUCUGAAAAUUGAGAGAGAAAGUAAACCAAAGAAAGAAAGACUCAGGAAGAGGAAAGAGAGGAUGGUGACUAAGGUGAAGGAAAAGAAAAAGAAGACUCUCAAUGACUAAGAAGUCCGAGUAAAUUUUAUAAGAAGUGUGUAAAUUUGACUUUCUUAGAUGGCUGUGAAUUAAAGGACUGGAAGUGCAGUGAACUGACCGUCGGUCUUGAUUGUGACCAGCAGGGAGCGCAAACGCUGCGCUUCUCAAGCCUGAUGCUUUCCAGGAACCACAGCCUGAUGAACAUUUCAUAUUUGUAAAAAGAAUCAAAUCAUUUUCAGCAGCUUUUGAGAUGAUAUUAGUGGAUUUUCUCCUGUCCAGUUAAUAUUUUUUGAUAAAAUAAAGAAAUUAAAAACAA